Messenger RNA from Hypomesus transpacificus, 3938 nucleotides. It is a transcript of the gene cald1b, whose product is annotated as caldesmon 1b. Gene Ontology annotation, biological process: actin filament bundle assembly; angiogenesis; muscle contraction. Lineage: Eukaryota; Metazoa; Chordata; Actinopteri; Osmeriformes; Osmeridae. Gene Ontology annotation, cellular component: actin cytoskeleton. Gene Ontology annotation, molecular function: actin binding; myosin binding; calmodulin binding. The coding region runs from base 250 to 2406 and encodes 718 amino acids. The record is from RefSeq and is a predicted model, not a curated record. The transcript has 17 exons.
ACAGAAAUGUGAACGGCCAGACAGGAGGGGCCACAACUACGCUGUGUGAGUGGCCAAGAUAUAAACAACACACAUCUCCCAAGGGCUGACAUCGAACUGAAACAGCCGAACUUCACUUCUGCAGGACUGGGCUAAGAUAUAAACCAGACUGCCGAGGUGAUAUAGUGAGAGAGAAGGGAGUGCUGCCCAUGGACUAAACGUUGCUGCUACAGCCAAGACAAAACAGGAAAAAACCUUUGCCGUCCCACCAUGGAUGAUGACUUUGACCGCCGUAUGGAGCUGAGGAGACAGAGGAGGGAACAGAUACGCCUCGAGGCAGAGGGUACGAGCUACGGUUCGACCAAUGACGAUGACGAGGAGGGGGCCCGUGAGAAGAGGAGGCUGGCUCGCGAGGAGCGAAUGAAAAACAGGGAGACUGAAAACUCCAGCAGCACUGUGGAUGAAGUUAUCAACACCAACAGCGUGUCAGAGACAGAGUCAUCUUCUGUCAGUGCUGUGAGCUCGUCGGGCGUUGUUGAGGACGACACAGUCCUGCUGGAUCGUCUGGCCAAGAGGGAGGAACGCAGGCAGAAGAGGAUGAUGGAGGCCCUGGAGAGACAGAAGGAGUUUGACCCCACCAUCACCACCACCACCACCAACGGCACAGAUGUCAGUCCAGAGGAUCAGUCCUCCAACCACAGGGGGCACCACCAAGAAGCAGAGGAGAAGGAGGUAGGGGUAACCUCCGAGACUAACUCCUGGAGGAGAGAAGAGGAGGAGGAGCAGAAGGAGGAAGUGAAGGUGCAGAAAGAACCCCUGAAAGAGGAGGAGUGUGAACCUGUUCCUGAGCCAGAGCCAAAGAAGGCAGAGGAGAAGAAUGAGGAAGAGGUGGAGGAGGAGAGACCAAGUAGGUCUUUGAGAGAACAGGAGGAGGUUGAGGAGAAGCCGGUAGUAUCAGACAGAGAGGUAGAGAAAACAAAUGUAGAGAAGGAAGAAGAGGUAAAGGAAGAUGAGACAGAAACAUUGCAGAGAGAAGCAGAGGAAAAGGCCAAGAGAGAAGCAGAAGAAACAGCUAGAAGAGAAGCGGAGGAAAUGGAAAGAAGAAAAGCCGAAGAAAAAUCCAAGAACGAAUCAGAAGAAAAAAUGAAGAAAGAAUUAGAGCAGAAAUCUAAGAAAGAGGCAGAAGAAAAUGCAAAAAGAGAAGAAGAAAAACAGAAGAAAGAACUGGAGCAGAAAUUGAAGAAAGAGGCAGAGGAGAAAGCUAAGAAAGAAGCACAGGAGAAGGCAAAGCAAGAAGCAGAGGAAAAAGCAAAAAAAGAAGCACAGACCAAAGCUAAGAAAGAAGAAGAAAAAGCCUUAAAAGAGAAGAAAGAGAUGGAAGAAAAAGCUCAAAAAGCAAAGAAGGAGGCUGAAGCAAAGUCUCAGUUAUCCAAAAAAGCUGAAGAAAAAGCCCAGAAAGUUGUUGAGGAAAAGCCACACAAACUUGGCCUACGGGAGAAGCAGCAGAAUGGAGGUCUCCAUGACAAUAGUGUGUCCAAAAACAAGAAACCAGAAAGAACCCUAAGCCCUGGCACCACCGGCUCCACUGAAGCAGAGGACCUGAAGCGUCAGGAAGCGGAGCGUAAGCUGGAGGAGUUGAAGCGUCGCCGCGACGAUGCAGAGAGCAAGGAGUUGGAGAAGAUGAAGCAAAAGCAUCAGGAAGCAGAGGCAGAGGUGGGGGAACUGAAGAAGAAGAGGGAGGAGAGGAGGAAGAUCAUAGAGGAGGAGGAAAGACAGAAGAAAGAGGAAAUGGCAGAGAAGAAGGCCAAAGAGCAGGAGGAGAGGAGGAAGAUGAAGGAGGAGAUAGAGCGAAGGAGAGCAGAGGCUGUGGAGAAGAAGAAGCAAAUGGGGGAGGGAUCUGCCGACGCAAAGCUGGCCUUCUCGUGUCUCACCCCCAAGGGCUCCUCUAAGAUUGGGGAGAGGGCAGAGUUCCUGAACAAGUCAGCCCAGAAGAGCAGUUCAGUCAGGACAUCGCACACUCCUAUUGUCUCCAAAAUAGGCAACAGACUGGAACAAUACACUACUGCCAUCCAGAGCAACAAGGACAUCAAGUCACCCAAGUCCCCAGUCACGGACCUCCCUGUGGGCGGCACACGCAGCAUCAAGAAUAUGUGGGAGAAAGGCAACGUCAUAGGGGCUUCUGAGAGUCCAGCUGCUACAAAUAAGGAUGCCGCUGGUAUCAAAGUGGGCGUUGCAGGGCGUGUCAACGACUGGCUGGCCAAACCCCCAGAGGCGGGCAAGGCAGCAGCCAGUGCGCCUGGGGACCUGAAACCAGUUGAUGUCACUAACAAGCGUGGCCUAUGGGAAACCAAGAAGAGCUCUACCCCUGCCAAGGUGACUGAUGGAAGCAACAUCAAAUCUGUCACUAAUGCAGGAAAGGGACACUAACCAUUAAAUACUCACUGAGAAGACCCUGACUGAUCAAGUGCGAUACUCAACCAUGUGUUUUCAUGAACUGAACUACACAUCACCUCCCAGGGUACAUGUGAGGUUUUCAGAAAUGGGCAAGACGAAGGGGUCAUAAAAAAAAUUAUGUAUAUAAACAAUGUAUUUAAAACCCUCAAACUUGGUGGAAAAGCACUUGCACAAUGUCUAUUAUUCCUUUAAAUAAUGUAUGCUGUGAAACAAAGAUAUUUGAUCAACUUGAUUUAACCAUCAAAAACAUUUGUGUUUAAAACCACGUCCCAACCAUUAUGUGCUUGACUUAAUUUCUUUACUGAAUAAAAGAAAUUCAAAGAAUGACAAACUUUACAAUUGUCUUCAGAACAGUUAGACCUUACAGCUUUGGUAACCAUGUUGAGCAGUUAUCCCAGCAUACAGAGUCAUUUGAAGUUAUUGAUAUGGGUCGUUGGUCCCCAGUAGCCUACUGUUUCAAACAUUUAUUUUUGUAAACGUUUCACGUUAGCUUGCUGUCUUGCCACAUCCUACCAAAUUCAGGAUAAAUGAAUGUCACACAUUCAUGCUCAUGGUGUAAUGUCAUUGUGAUGUAGUGCAUAUUCUUUGCAUAUGAAUGGGAAUUGUAGUCUCAUAUUUUAUCGUCAUACACUUAUCACAGCUUUUUAGAGAUAUAGUCACAUUUUGAUAUACUCACAUUCUGAUACUGAAAUGCAAUAUGAGUGAAAUAGUAAAUAGUCAAAAUAGACAGAUUGUUAGAUCACAGUAGAUUUUCCAAAAGGCUUUGUUUUGUUUUUUUGACCACAGAUUUCCACUAAGCUGGAUAAUGAGUGAUUAGCCUGUACUUACUUUUUUUUGUCCAGUGAAUAAAUUUGAAAGAGAAAACAGAAAUCAUUAGGAUAAUAUGCACUGGUGGCUGUAUCUAUUUAACACCUCUGAGUGGCAAUGCCUCGGACUGCAGAAGUUUACCAGAUGGUGAACAACCCCUGUCCAUAAGUGUUAGUUUGAAACCAAAACAAUGCAAAGGCCUAACCUGGAAAAGUGGGACAGAAUUGAUAAAUGAUUCAGUCAUAUGUUUAACAGUUUUACUUGUAUGCCAGUUUUUUCUUAAGGAACAUCCCUUCAACGUCAGCAACACAAAACAUAUGGGUUCACAACUAAAUAUCUCCACACCAUGAAUUAGAAUGUUCUUUGUGAAAGAGAACAAUUAUAUAUUUGUUUACAAUUUUAAAUGGAUAUUUUAAUGGGGGAUUCUCACACAAUUAGCUUCAAUAUGAUGCCUUGUUAGUUAAGGGAAUUUUUGGAACCUGUACUCUAGUUUCACAGAAAGAGUCUGAGUAUGAAGUUGAUCUCAAUGAAAGGUCAGUUUGACACCUGUCUGACUUACUAGUAGUCUUAUUAGUAUUGUUGUUAUUAUUAGCCAUUUCUGUUUGCAUUUUGGAUGAUUUUGUUUGAAGGUCAUGUUUGAAGCUUUGCCAUUGUCCCUGCUUCAGCAAAAAAAAUAAAUGUGGAGUGUUUUGUUGUCA